UGCGCAGCCUCCCGGACCCAGCUACGCCCCGCCCCCACCUUGGCCACCGGCACCGGAUCGCCUCCAAGGACGCGCAUUUCUUGGGAGGCAGAAGAGUGCACUUUGGCCGCGCCGAACCCCAACCGAGGAGCCCAGUCCUUCAAAGCAGGUCGCGAUGGUGGACGAGCUGGUGCUGCUUCUGCACGCCCUCCUGGUGCGGCACCGCGCCCUGAGCAUUGAGAACAGCCAGCUCAUGGAACAGCUGCGGCUGCUGGUGUGCGAGAGGGCCAGCCUUUUGCGCCAGGUACGUCCGCCGAGCUGCCCGGUGCCCUUCCCCGAAACGUUUAACGGCGAAAGCGCCCGGCUCCCCGAGUUUAUCGUGCAGACCACGUCUUACAUGCUCGUGAAUGAAAACCGAUUCUGCAACGACGCCAUGAAAGUGGCAUUCCUGAUCAGCCUUCUGACCGGGGAAGCCGAGGAGUGGGUGGUGCCCUACAUCGAGAUGGAUAGCCCCAUCCUAGGCGAUUACCGGGCCUUUGUCGAUGAGAUGAAACAGUGUUUUGGCUGGGAUGACGACGAAGAAGAUGAGGACGAUGAAGAAGAUGAUUACUAGGCCUGGAACCCUUGGGAGCCUCGAGGGGGAGGGACCUGCAGGCCACCCGUCCCUCCCCCUAUCAAUCCGGGAGCUGCUGUGUUCAGCCUGUCUUUGCCUCCUGUGUCCCCUCCUCCGCUGGCCUUCCUGUUCUCUCCUUUAUCCCCUGUAGUGCUUGUCUUUGUUCCGGGAAUAGUGCUGUUACCUGCUGCCCUGGGGCCUGAGGCUGGGCCUUGCUCUGAAGCAUGCUGUGUCAACUCUGGCCGGCCCCAGUCCCCUUUCCCUGCUGCUAUAACUGUUCCCUGAUCCUCAGUUACUGGCCAGGCCUCUGAUAAAACUGGUCAGACCAUCCACAGUCCUGCUGCGGCCACCCACCUGCUUGCCAGGCCUUCAUCUUCCCAGAGACCUACGCUGCCACUUUCCACCACCUGCUCAUUCCUCCUGUAGACUACUGCUUGUGGAGAUAAGGACCAACCUGGAAGAUGCCUGAGUUGGGUGUACCUCUUUGGACACUGAUUUGGACAGCCCACUAGUCCCUAAAAGGGCCACUCUUUGCAACUUGGUUAGUUGUCUAUCCAUUCCCAGUUUCCUUCCCUGACCUAGUAGAUUGCUGCAGGAGCCUGGUGUGCCUGGCAGCCAAGAUACUGACAUUUCUUUUGUCUUAUGCAACAUUUUUUUUUUUUGCACAGCUGUUGUUUUUAUUUCAAAAUCAUAGCAGUCUUACACAGAUGUGUGCAUUUGGACAAAUGAUAGCAAAAAGAAUGAAUCAAAUAAGCAGCAACAGGCACUUAACCCAGCUCUUCAAUACUACCUGGAAAAAAGCAUUGGCAUCCUUUUCAAUAAAUAUCAAGCACUACAUAAAAUAA
Molecule: messenger RNA, 1437 nt
Organism: Cavia porcellus (domestic guinea pig)
Lineage: Eukaryota; Metazoa; Chordata; Mammalia; Rodentia; Caviidae
Gene: Ldoc1
Product: LDOC1 regulator of NFKB signaling
Exons: 1
Coding region: 155-592 (145 amino acids)
Source: RefSeq, a predicted model, not a curated record